Sphaeramia orbicularis (orbiculate cardinalfish) is the source of this 2343-nucleotide messenger RNA. It is a transcript of the gene meak7, whose product is annotated as MTOR associated protein, eak-7 homolog. The transcript is spliced from 9 exons. Bases 63 to 1475 code for a protein of 470 amino acids. The record is from RefSeq and is a predicted model, not a curated record. Gene Ontology annotation, biological process: TOR signaling; response to oxidative stress. Gene Ontology annotation, cellular component: nucleus. Lineage: Eukaryota; Metazoa; Chordata; Actinopteri; Kurtiformes; Apogonidae.
AGUUUACAUGUUGUGUCAGUAGGCGCUAUGGAUGAAUAACUGCUUUUCUGUGAAAGGGGAACAUGGGUAACACUGGGAGUGAGGUGAUGCAGAAGCGGCUGGACCGCUUCCGUCCAGAGGAGCGUCCCGUCGUCCAGGGGGUCUUUGACCGCAUUCAAGGCAACCCUGGCCCCCCAGGAGCCCCGGGUAAAGCACAGGCUGGAAAAACUUUAACACUUAACAUGCUGCAGGCAUCCAUGGGCAGCCUGGUGCCAGAUCCUAUGGUUAGGAGGGUUUACAGAUGUUUGUGUAGCAUCAACCCUGGACUGGCAGCGGAUCCAUCCACAGGGAAAACCAGUGCCUCUCCUGGUCCUGGUCCUGGUCCUGGUCCUGGUCGGGAACAGCUCAUCAUCUUCCUAGCAGACACCCUGCGAGGCACUGCAGAGGAACGGGCUCCCCUUGUCAUGUCCAUGUCCCAGAAUGUAACAGGGGCAUCAGCGUUUGUCACCUGUGAGCAGGUCGCGGAGUUCUUACAGGACCUGAUCUCUGCUGUAGUUCAGAUUGUGGUCAACAGAGGGCGCCUCCAGGGCUGGAAACAUGAGAAGAUGGGUGAUCUGUCUGUGGGUGUCAAACUCCUGUCAGAGCAGAUGUGUUCUGAACUCAAACCAUCAGACCAGGGCUGUGAUGUCUCCUGUCUGGAGGACUGGAUCUUCAGAGUGUCCAAUGUGUCCUUGUACCUGGAGAUGAUGGUGGCUGAAGGGCUCAGUGUGUCCCUGAGCGGUCGACCACCCCCCACACUGCUGCCCCCCUGCAGCCAGACGCCCUGGACAGACCUCCGCUGUCUACUGGACCUUCCAACACUCAUGUUUCUGGCACCACAGUGUCCAGACAGAUACAGCGCCCCCUGGAGGCUUGUGUUUUCCACUCAGCUGCAUGGGGAGAGUUUCACCAGGAUGAUAUCUGGUCUGACAAAGCGGGGACCCACCGUCCUACUCAUCAGAGACACAAAGGGACAUGUGUUUGGGGGCUUCGCCUCCCAGGGCUGGGACGUCAAACCUCAGUUCCAGGGUGACUCCAGAUGCUUCCUGUUCACUGUCAACCCCAGACUCAGAGUUUAUACAUCGACAGGAUACAACGAACACUUCAUGUACCUCAACCAGAACCAGCAGACCAUGCCCAAUGGACUGGGGAUGGGCGGUCAGCACAACUACUUUGGCCUUUGGUUGGACAGUGACUUUGGCCGCGGUCACAGUCGUGCUCGGCCCAAAUGUACGACCUACAGCAGCCCUCAGCUCUCUGCAGACGAAGACUUCACUGUGGACGCCAUGGAGGUCUGGGCCGUCGGAAAACUCCCAGAACCAGAGGAGGGUGAGGAGGUGGUGGGUAAGAAGAGUAUCCUAGAUGUGGAUCCAGAGGUUCAGGCCAUGAUGGAGAUGGCAGGAAAGACUCUUCACAGCCAAGGCCUGAGGGAACCUGAAGAAGACCAGGAUCAAUAACAGGCUGUUUUUACUGAGACCUGAUGACAUUUCGACUCUGAACUUCUUCAAUCGUAAAACCUUCACUCAUUUCAUUUCAGCACAAAAUGACUGGAAAUGUCAAAAAUGGAGCAACAAUUCCAUAUUGAUCUUCAGUAUUCCUGUUGGGUUUAAGAGACUUUUUUUGUGCACUUGGAUGCGAUAGCACCCACAGGUCUAGAUAAAACUGUAAGACAGGAGGCGCUGUUGAGCCAUUCCUAUAAAAGCAUCAAAUUAGCCACGUUGCAACACAAAGUCACCAUUCUGAUAACUUUGCACUGAUCAAAUCUGGGCAUACUCAGUUGAAUUUACAAUUUAUAACAAAAUUCAACAACUGGAAAUGGCAGAAAAUGCUAACUGAAAUCAGAACCUCCUGUUGUGUUCUGGGGGCUCAUUUGUGCAUCUCCAGACAAAUUUCAUCUUGGUGAAACCUCAUGCAGGAAAUUAUCUCAAGCCCAAAUUAUGUGAAUUAUGUAGCACAUUUAACCCAUAAAUAUUUGAGCUGUUUGUAGGUGGGUUGUUACUUUGACUGAAUCUUCAAUAAAGUGGGUUCAGUAUUAAUAAAACAGGCCAGUCAUCAGUAGGAACAAGACUGGGUUCCACUUUAUAGAUCAUUUAUUCUUGAGGUAUCACAUUACAUGUAUUUAUUAGAUUGUAAAUACAUAAAUAAAUAAUGAGCUGCUAUAAAACUGCAGAAAAAGGCUGCAGUGACUUGGCAAAUAGGGAAUCUACCUUAACUGUUUUUCAGAUUCAUGCACUAAGACUUAAUAUUGUGGUUUGCAAUAAAACACACCUUUACUCUAAAUAUUAGCAACACAUUAACGAUUGGUUUGACAUGUUGACGAUAAAC